Messenger RNA from Phytophthora infestans T30-4, 282 nucleotides. RefSeq lists its product as uncharacterized. Lineage: Eukaryota; Oomycota; Peronosporomycetes; Peronosporales; Peronosporaceae. Bases 1 to 282 code for a protein of 93 amino acids. The record is from RefSeq and is a predicted model, not a curated record. The transcript has 3 exons. Gene Ontology annotation, biological process: mRNA splicing, via spliceosome. Gene Ontology annotation, molecular function: RNA binding. Gene Ontology annotation, cellular component: U6 snRNP; precatalytic spliceosome; U4/U6 x U5 tri-snRNP complex.
AUGUACGGGAAUGACUGCUCCGAUUACUGGUGUACCGCACAUCAUGAUAAGUGCUUGAGCGAGAUGGCAGCGUAUCUGCAGGAGAUGAUGAACCAAACCAUUUCAGUCAUCACCAACGACGGCAGAAACAUCAUUGGCGUGCUGAAGGGCUUCGAUCAGUGUGUGAACGUGAUUUUAGACGAUAGUUUCGAGCGCGUCUUCUCGCUCAAGGAACCCGUGGAGGCGGUGGAGCUUGGACUUUACAUCGUCCGUGGCGACAACAUGUACGACCCGCUGUACUAG